This is a messenger RNA of Coccomyxa subellipsoidea C-169, 3219 nucleotides long. RefSeq lists its product as hypothetical. Gene Ontology annotation, molecular function: protein binding. NCBI's taxonomy places the organism in Eukaryota, Viridiplantae, Chlorophyta, Trebouxiophyceae, Coccomyxaceae. Bases 1 to 3219 code for a protein of 1072 amino acids. The transcript has 20 exons. The record is from RefSeq and is a predicted model, not a curated record.
AUGUCUACUGUGGAGACGUUGCCUCCCAAAGUGUGGUUGGCGCACAAGGAAAAAGCGGAUCAAGCCUUCAGAACUGGACAUUACUCUGACGCCAUAGGCUUCUACAGCGAUGCAGUCAAUGCAUGCAACAGCUCAUCAGCGACAGAUCGCGCGAAGCUCUUCGCAAAUCGCGCUCUCGCUUACCAGCGAGAAGGAAACUUGUAUCGGUGCCUCAAGGACGGCAUGUCAGCGCUGUCGAGUGACUGCAGAUAUGUCAAAGGCACCACGAACGGCGUGGAGGGCAAGAGCAAGCAGGCACUGAAGCGGGCUCGUGCCAAGGCGCGCAAGGCGGCGACGGCUGAGGGGUCGGCCAACGGCUCGCCCAUGCUCAGCCGGUCACAGUCGGGAGCCAGCUCAGACAGCAGUCAGCCCUUUGUCGCGCGCGCACCGCCCCUCCAGGAGGAGCCUCCAAAGGAGCAGAAACAGGAGGAGCCGAUGGAGACAGACACUGAGCCCCCCAAGGCAGAUGCUACCCCGCCGCAGGCAUUGACUUCUGAGGAGGACCCUUCAGCGGAGCAAAGAGCAAAGGGCACCAAGUUCUAUCAAGCGGGCAACUGGCAGAGUGCCCUGGCGGCGUACAAGGAGGCCGCGGUAAUGGCGCCGAACGUGGCGGCCAACCCGGCAAACUGCGCGGCGGCGUUGUUGAUGCUCGGGCGCUGCAAGGAGGCGGCUGCUUUUGCGUCGCAGGCAGCCGCGCUCGACCCGACCUCUGUUCGCGCGCACAUGCGCGCCGGCAAGGCCUGCCUCAGCAUGGGCCGCUUUGACGAGGCGGAGGCUCACUAUCGGCGGGCUGCGGAGCUGGAGGCGGCCGGCUCGGCAGCGCAGACAGAGCUGGCCACGGUGGCGGCUGUGCGCAAGCACAUUGCAGACGGGAACGCCGCGUUGGACGGGGACGCGCGCCAGGCGCAGUGGUAUGCUGACCUGGCCGCUCGCACCGUCGCCCCCGCGCAACUUGAGCCGGCACAGCUGCUGCGCUGCAAGGCGCUGAUGGGGCAGGGGAAGUACGCGGAGGCGCUGGGGGAGACGCGGUCAUUGACAGUGGAGGGCGAUCCCGCGGCUGCAGAGAUCCUGCUAGUGCGGGCCGAGGCACUUUAUGGGUCCGGCAAUAUGGACCGCGCAGCAAAGAUCUAUGAGGAGGCGCUGCGGCGCGACCCGGAUUCGACGGCGUGCGCGAGGGGCCUCAAGCGGGUACGCGCGCUGGUGUCGGCCAAGGAGCAGGGCAACGCAGCCUUCAAGGAACGGCGAUGGGGCGACGCUCACCGCCACUACAGCGACGCUCUGGCACGAUACGCGGCCGGCACCGGCAACUAUGCCUUCUUCGCGCAGUGCUACAGCAACCGGUCGGCGACAUGCGCAAAGAUGCGCCGGUACGAGGACGCGCUUGCGGACGCGGAGUCGGCGGUGAAGUGCGACGAGAAAUUCGUAAAGGGCUACCUGCGCAGAGCCGCUGCCAACGAGGCGCUGAAGGACUGGGAGGCAGCCGUGCGCGAUUAUGAGAAGGUGAAGGAGAUGGACUCGGAGGUACAGGACAUCGGCGCGAUGCUGCGCAACGCCAAGACGGAGCUGAAGAAGUCCAAGCGCAUCGACUACUACAAGCUUCUGGACGUCAGCCAGGACGCCAGCGAGACAGACAUCAAGAAGGCGUACAAGCGGGCGGCGCUGCGGUACCACCCGGACAAGGCGGUGGCGGAGGAGAGGGAGGAAGCCGAGAAGAAAUUCAAGCAGGUUGGCGCCGCGCACGCAAUCCUGUCCGACCCCGCCAAGCGCCAGAAGUACGACCAGGGCUGGACGGAGGAGGAGAUAGAGCAGGGGUGCACGGACUGCGGCCACGGCGGAACAGGCGGCGCAUCAAUGGACGAUCUGCUCGCGCAGAUGUUUGCGCAGCAGCGCGGGGGAUUCGGUGGCGGCGGGUUCCCCGGCGGCGGUGGCGGCUUCCCGGGGGGCCGCUACGCAGACGACAAGCAUGCGAUCGACGCGGCGCUUGCACAACACACCUGGAUCACAGUCGUCUUCAAUCCGGAGCCACCCAUGCAAAUUUUCAUGUGCCUAACCGGGUACUACAAGAAGAGGUUCAUGAGGGUUGCUCCAGCUUACUACACCAUGCUGAUAGUGGUUCGCAUUCUGGUAUCUGUGCUUGGUGAAGCAGAAUCGCUGCCACAGCACCUCAGGGAAUCCUUCUUUGGGCCCCUUGGGACAUUCAGUACGGCGUCGUGCAAGGCCAAACUCUGGCAUAAUUUCGUUUUCAUUCACAACCGGCUGCCGGGCUCGGGCUGCUACAACAUCUCCUGGAGCCUGGCGGUUCAGAUGCAAUUCUGGUGCCUCUUCCCCCUCGGUCUGGUGACCCUGCAACCUCAAAAGCCUGGCUUCAGGAAGCGGGUGACUUGGAGCUUGCUGGCUACAAUUGCAGCUGUGCUGGCGUACCGGGCUUGGCAGCUCCUUGAAACGCAGCUCUGGACCAGAAUGCCCCUGCCAGUCUUCCAGCCACCGGACAUGCAGACUUUCGAGUUGAUCGGCUUUUUGGACGAGCACGUCUAUUCUGGCUUCUUCAUCAGGCUGGCUCCCCUGUGCUUUGGAGCCCUGGCAGCUCUGCACGGCAGAUUGCUGCACACGCUGUGGGUCUCCCUUAUUCUCAGCAACUUCUUCGGCUGUUUCGUCAAUAAAAAUGGGCCAGAAAAAGACCCCGCGCAUGUGCUGGCCAACCCCGUCAACAUGGCAUUCGCUUACAUUGUCAUCUCGGGAAUGCCUUCCCUGCCAGUGGCGCAGCCGCGAAAUGUCUUUGGAGGGAUGAUGGUCUCAUGCGUGGCCGGACUAUUCUGGCGCACGAUGCUGGGCAAAUACGUCUGGGUUUCUGCCCCGCUGGCGGCUGCCUUCUCCAUUCUGGGCAUGCAGAUAACUGCCACCCUCCAUCCCCCCGGCGGCGCUGCGGCGCUGAUCAUAGCUGUGGUGGAGCCCUUACAAUCUAUGAACCCAGACAUCGCUGCAGGCAAUGUCUUGGGGACAACCCCUGCUGCCUGGUGCAUCCGGACACAGAUGGAGCCCCGAAUGUAUGACCGCUUCACCCACGGCCUAGUGCUGACAGUGGCCUCGCUGCUCGGGUCGCUGAUUCUGUUCGGGAUUGCUCUGUUCACCAACAAUAUGGGCCCGAGCCAUAAGCGGUACCCCACUUACUGGUGGUCCUAA